Drosophila takahashii is the source of this 2047-nucleotide messenger RNA. Its product is annotated as neprilysin-1-like. Gene Ontology annotation, cellular component: plasma membrane. The record is from RefSeq and is a predicted model, not a curated record. Gene Ontology annotation, molecular function: metalloendopeptidase activity. Lineage: Eukaryota; Metazoa; Arthropoda; Insecta; Diptera; Drosophilidae. Gene Ontology annotation, biological process: proteolysis.
UCUUAAUCGAGCAGUUGUCUAUUAAUUCCGUAAAAGUUGAUAAAGAUGGGAUUAUUUAAGAACAUUUUUCCAAGUUCGAUUGGACUGCAGACCUACUUGCUUAUACUAACUUUUACCCUUAGCGGUGCAAGGGAACGGAAAGUAAUCAUUAAUUGCCAACGUGAUGACAUAACUUGCCAUGCGAAUCUCAUGAAGUCGACCAUGAACUUUAGUGUUUCACCGUGUGACAAUUUCUUCGAGUAUGCUUGUGGUAAUCACCGGAACCUCGAACCGAACCGAUACUCCGUUUCAGACAACUUAUUCGCGUCGAACUUCGCACUGGAUGAGAUCACGAAGGAUUUAGUCGAAAGGAUGGAUCUGGCGGAGUCACUAAAUGUGUCCAGGGAACUAAGGUUGGCCCAACGAUUCUAUAAUGCCUGCCUAGAAGCUGAUCUCCAUCACUUUCCUGCCUCUGAUCCCAAUUACCUGAGGAUCAUUCGCUCGAUCGGUGGUUUUCCCGCCGUCGAUGGUGCCGCCUGGAAUGCCUCCAAUUUCAGCUGGGUGAACAUGAGCGCCUAUCUCUCUCUUUACGGGGCGAGGGGCCUGUUCGUUGAGGCACCAGUUAAUGGAAUUAAACCCUAUUUGGAGCCGGAUAAUCUGGGCUUUGACUUCUUCGUUCAAUUGGACAACGUUAAGAAGCACUUCUCCCGCGCCCACAAAGUCAACAAGGAGCGCAUGCGCGGCUACCUAAGAUCCUUUAACCUGAAAGAGGAUAAAAUCGCAGAGGUGAUCGACGGUGUUUUUUUAUUCUGGCAUGAGGCACUAGUGGCCAGUGAAAUAACCAAUAAUUCCGCCUCUGGGAACUUUGACUUAGACAAUUAUUAUAAGAUAGCCUGGAAGACCGAAGAAGGAAACCCAUGGGCCACCAGCUACAACUUUUCGGAAUUAGACAAGGUGUGUGCCCGGCAUCCGGAAGCUGUGGCCAAUUACCUCGCCAUGCGGCUACUGUACACAUUCGACGCCAAACUGAAGGAUAUUACGUACCAACGGGAUUAUUGCGCUUCGAGGAUACGGACCACCAUGCCGGACCUCUUCACCAAACUCUAUUAUGCGGAGCACUUACCGGAUGAAAAAGGGCUGCAAGUGUCUGAGGUCUUUCUGAAUAUAUUCAAAAGCCAGAAAAAGUUUGUGGAGAAAGUCGAAUGGUUGGACUCGGAUACUCGUCAGAAGUUACUAGAAGAGAAAAAUCAUGCUCAGUUUAACUUCCACCAAAAAAACGAUACCUCACUUGACGAUCGUCUGAAUCAAGAGAUUCUACGCCUAGAAGUGGUCGACGAUGAUUACCCGCGGACCAAUAUCAAUUGGCAGCGCCUCAAAAUCGAGAUCGGUAGAAUGUCCGAAUUUAGCUACAUCAAUUCGCAGGAGCAGCCAUAUGGGUUGAUGGUGUCACAUUCCGGAGAUACUCGUAAUGCAACACUUUAUCUCUUUCCCCUCGCCCUUCAUCCACCAGUUUACCUAAAUCCUUGGGCGCGCUCCCUGAAAUUCGGAACCUUUGGUUUUUGGCUUGGCGCCCUUCUCACGCAAUCCGUGUUCAUUAGAUCGUGGGGAGCAAAACUGGAUCCGCUUUAUAAGGAGCGUAGCGAGUGCCAAGUGGAUCAGUAUCACAAUAAAAACCUGAGAACGAAGGAUCUACGCCAUUUGCGACUAUUUAUCAACAACGGCGGAUUGCGGCUGGCAUUUCAGGCCCACCAUAGCUACAGGGAGCAGCUUCUGCAGGAUCAGGAUCCUGGCCAGAAUAUCACCAGUCCAGAUGAGAUGCCAGGCCUCGAUCUGUCGCCGGAUCAGCUCUUCUUUCUGGGAUACACCCAGAUGUUUUGUAUCUCCAAAAAGAAGGAGGCCAAGUACUGGGCUCUGGAUGCCCUGUCCAACAACGAGGAUUUCCACAAAGCCUUCAACUGUCCCGUGGGCAGUGGCAUGCGUCCUACGGCCAAAACUUGCGGCCUUUGGUAAUCUGUCCUUAUUGGCGCCUGUAUAUAUGGAAUUUUAGGAACCUGGAAUAGAAUAUAAA